This is a messenger RNA of Otolemur garnettii (small-eared galago), 1668 nucleotides long. RefSeq names its product PC-esterase domain containing 1B (gene PCED1B). The transcript is spliced from 2 exons. The record is from RefSeq and is a predicted model, not a curated record. Lineage: Eukaryota; Metazoa; Chordata; Mammalia; Primates; Galagidae. The coding region runs from base 207 to 1493 and encodes 428 amino acids.
UGUGAGCAUAGCAGCACCCAGAGGGUAACUUAUUUUCCUUGUAGCCUCUCAGCCUGGCCAUUCUGACCUGCGGCAGCAACAGAGAAAGGAUUGUGUCUAGGGAAGAGCUCUGGAGGCGAAUGGGAGAGGCAUUUUGAAAUCUCCACUUACUUCAAUGACAAUCCACAGACCCACCCCUUGCAAAGUGAGGAGGUUGGCCGUGCGCCAUGGAUGUCACUGUCCACCUAAAGUCCUCUGAGGUCCAGCAGCUGCUCCACAACAAAUUCGUGGUCGUCCUGGGGGACUCGGUGCAGAGGUCGGUGUACAAGGACCUGGUGCUCCUGCUGCAGAAGGACUGCCUGCUCACCCGCAGCCAGCUCAAGGCGAAGGGGGAGAUGAGCUUUGAACAGGAUGAGCUGAUGGAGGGGGGCCAGCGGGGUCUUAUGCACAACGGCGUAACCUACCGUGAGGUCCGCCAGUACUGCUCUGACCACCACCUGGUGCGUUUCUACUUCCUCACGCGCGUGUACUCAGAGUACCUUGAGAGCAUCCUGGAAGAGCUGCAGUCAGGCGAGCACGUCCCCGACGUGCUCAUCAUGAACUCCUGCCUCUGGGACAUCUCCAGGUACGGUCACGACUCUUGGAGUCACUACCUGGAGAACCUCGACCACCUGUUCCAGCGCCUGCGCCAGGUGCUGCCCGAAUCUUGCCUCCUGCUGUGGAACACGACCAUGCCGGUAGGGGAGAGGACCACUGCACCCUUCCUUCCGCCUGAGCCCGAGGCCCUCCCCUACAACACCUCCCUGAAAUUCGACGUGGUCGAAGCCAACUUCCACAGCUUCGUGGAGGCCAGGAGGCACAACCUGGACGUGCUGGACUUGCACUUCCACUUCCGGCAUGCGUGGCAGCACCGGUGGACGGACGGGGUGCACUGGAGCCAGUAUGUGCACCGCGAGCUGUCCCAGCUGCUGCUGGCCCACAUGGCCGAUGCCUGGGGUGUGGAGCUGCCCCGCUACCCCGUGGGCAGGUGGAUCAAGCAGCCUGUGAAGAGUGUCGAAUUGUCCUCCCGGCCCAACAGAAAUCGCAGGUCCUUAAUGUCCCCAUCUGCCUGUACUGGCAGACCCCACUCCCUACUCGGGCCCCCGCCCCUGAUCCCGCUUCUGCCCCCACAGCUUCCUCCCAUUACCCCUCACCCGGGGAUGCCCCAGAUCCCAUUCUGUCCCCAAGAUACCUAUUUUUCCUCCGACCAUACUUUCCAGUCUGAUCAGUUCUAUUUCCAUUCUGACGUCCCCUCAUCUACCCAGACGGGAUUUUCCUUUGAACCCGACUUUAGUUGGGGUCCCCAGCCCCACAUGCCCUACUUCCCCACACCCUGUUACCAGCAGCCGGCCCCUGUGGUCCACAGAGGUUUUCCACGUUAUCUUCCCCGUGGUCCCUACAUGCCCUGGGGACGGCGACCCAGAAGGCCUUCAAAGAGAAGGGUUCCAGGCCCCAACCCACCCAGGCCUCAGUAGACUGACCCCGGCCUUUCUUCCUCAUGGACAUGGACUGCACAGAAUGUCUGCUGCUCCCUUCCCCUUGGCUGGCCCAAACAGACUGACCUUGUUAACAUAAGCCUUUAGUCCAUGCUUGGACAAUGUUUUGUUCUUUGCUAUUACCGAGGUAGGGAAGAGUAGUCAGACCUGUUCU